Molecule: messenger RNA, 2380 nt
Organism: Trifolium pratense (red clover)
Lineage: Eukaryota; Viridiplantae; Streptophyta; Magnoliopsida; Fabales; Fabaceae
Exons: 2
Coding region: 282-1532 (416 amino acids)
Biological process (GO): regulation of DNA-templated transcription; chloroplast organization
Cellular component (GO): chloroplast
Molecular function (GO): double-stranded DNA binding
Source: RefSeq, a predicted model, not a curated record
GUUCUUAUGAGUUGACUGCAUUAUAAAGCCAAAACAACUUAUACAAGAUGUGCAAGUGCAACAUGUUAAACAAGAUGUGUCAGACAUCUUAUUAAUGAAGAGAAUACAUGUGCAACAUGUAGAACAUAGGACAUCUUGCCCCUAUACAGCAGACCGAAGAACAUUUGGUGACAGUAAACAAGUAAAUACACAAAACAAAGCACCACCACACAAUCAAGAUUUCAAAACAACAAUCACCCACCCACCUUAGCAGUUUCAAAAAACCAUAACCAGAGAAGCUCAUGAUGGUAUACAAACCCUUUUCAUCUUCGUAUUCUUCUUUUUCACCAUUUUUUCCACUUCAAAUCAAAUCAAAAUCUUUUCAAAUGUUCACCACACAUCAUCAUACACCACCUUUUCUCUAUCUCAAAAACCACUUAACUUUCCCUCUUAUCAACCAUCACUAUCAUCCAUCACCAUGUUGUUCUCUGCAUCUCUCCACCAACAACACUUCUGAUUCAACCUCUUUUGCAGUUUCCUAUCUCAUCAACACUUUCAACUUCUCUCCAAAACUUGCUUCCAAACUCUGCUCCACUUACAAUAUUUGUUUCCAGACUGCACAAAACCCUGAUUUAGUUCUUAACUUCUUUAGAAACAAUGGUUUCUCAGAAACCCAAUUACGUUAUAUCAUUCCCAAGGCACCAUGGCUACUUUCCUGCAACCUCUCCUUAAGGGUCAUCCCAAAGUUUGAAUUUUUUCUAUCCAAAGGUGCUUCUGAAUCUGACAUUGUUAACCUUGUCAGUAAGAACCCUAUGGUCCUGGCUCCAAGCUUGGAGAAUCAUAUAGUCCCAACCUAUGAAUUGUUGUAUAGAUUCAUGCAAUCGGACGAGGAAACUAUUAAUCUUGUAAUUCGCAAAUCAUAUUUACUUAGUUCUCAUCUUGUGUCAUAUAACAUCAAAAUGUUUGUUGAUAUUGGAGUGAGGGACUCAACCAUUUUAAAAUUACUUGAGGGGAAAUGUAGUUGGUUAUUCAAGAAAAACGGAAUGCCGAAGAUGGUGGAGGAAUUAAAGAAUUCAGGGUUUCAUCCAUCAAAAACAACUUUUGUUAUGGCAUUGCUUGCUAGAGAAAACAAACCAGCAUGGAAAGAGAAAGUUGAUUUAUACAAGAAGUGGGGUUGGUCUGAUGAAGAUGUAGAAGAAGCAUUUAAAAAGCGGCCUCUUUGUAUGAUGGUAUCUAUUAAUAAAAUUAAUUCAGUGAUGAAUUUUUGGGUCAAUCAAUUGGGUUGGGAUGCUCGCGCCCUUACCAAAGCACCGCUUGUUUUGUCGUCAAGUUUGGAAAAAAGGAUCACUCCAAGGGCCCAUGUUGUGCAAUUUCUGCUGGAGAAUGGUCUGCAAAAAGAGAGUGCAAGCUUAACUUAUCCAUUUGUAGUGUCUGAGAAGUUUUUUCGUGAUGCGUAUUUAAAACGUUUUAAGGAGGAGUCUUCGAAUCUAUUAAAGCUGUAUGAGGAAAAACUUAGUCUUGCAUACACCACCGACAAAAAUGGCAUGCGAUGAUCAGAUUUUUCAGUAUUGAUGAAGAAGGUAGAAACAACGACUUGUUUGCGAGGAGUUUGUAAGUUUUGGUUAAGUCCAAUAUGCGUUAGCAGUAGCAGUUGUUCUUGUUAUCCCGUUGCUGUGUCUGUAGGGGAAUGUUACGAUACGGGGUCUACAAUUGAGUUGAAGAUGGUUGAAGAACAUGCUAACUUAUGUAAGUCUCAUGAUGAAUAUACGCGAAGGGUAGUGGGAGUUUUUGGGCUCGUUUUCCUAAUCUUGAUAUCCAAUAUGGCUGCUGGUGUUUAACCUCUAUCUCUAAAUGGGUUGGAACAAGUCUGCAUCAGAUAGACUACCAGUUUACUCGUUUCAUGGAUCGGGUCUUGACUAAUCAGAUGCGAACUCGUGUUCUGUAUUUGUGGCUCAUGGCGCCUGAUUAUAUGACAUCGUAUAUGAAGAUUUCGCAUCAACACUUGGCAGUUAGCCUUAUGCCAUAGUCAUAUUAGGUCUAACAUUAUGUGACAAAUGAUGGUAUUAUAUAGUAUAAGAGAAGUUUCUUUGAAGAAGAGCAGUGUGGAAUGUGGAAAUAAAACAGCCAUUGGUUGGUCUCUCUUAUUCACAUUUAUUUCUUCCAAGUCUUCCAUUCAAUUUUGACAGGUACUUAGUCUCACCGUUGCGGCUUUGCCAUUUAAUUUUAGGGACUCUUAAUCUAUACAGCCAAGAUACUUGAUGCGAUACGGAUACGGCGAUAUGGAAAUAUUUGAAAAUUUAAGAUAUCUGCUUUAUGUAUCAGCGCUAGAUUUAUGACAAACUAUGACUUUAUGAUAAGGUUUACUUUGAAAUGAUAUGAUGCUUAACUGAUUUUGCAGCAA